AUGAAGUUCCUCAUCGCAUGCAUUACCGCUCUUUCUGCCGGGGCUUAUGCUUUACCCUAUGCCGCUCCUGUAGAUGAGGUGCCGGUGGCCAAACCUGCGGCUUAUAAAGUUUGCGAUGGCGUUGGGAUUCGUGGUACCUUCCCGGCUUGCUGUACGGCCGUGCACCUUGGUUUAAUCUCUCUCAACUGCACACCGCUGUCGAAAAACCCAGCUAGCAAAGAGGAAUUCAAAGAUCACUGCGCGAAGACAGUACCCCAGUGUUGCUGGUUGGAUCCCAAACGUGGCACUAUCAAUUCAGUCUGCCAAAAUCCUAGCGGGUUUUAA
Orbilia oligospora ATCC 24927 is the source of this 324-nucleotide messenger RNA. RefSeq lists its product as uncharacterized. Bases 1 to 324 code for a protein of 107 amino acids. Lineage: Eukaryota; Fungi; Ascomycota; Orbiliomycetes; Orbiliales; Orbiliaceae. The record is from RefSeq and is a predicted model, not a curated record. The transcript has 3 exons. Gene Ontology annotation, cellular component: extracellular region.